AUGGUGAGUGGGGCUACACGUGGCUGUAUCGAGAUCAGGACUCAUCAGAAGGCUAGAGUUGGAUUCGAGCUUACAGAAGAUUUGCGACAACUGUCAAAAUGCGCAAAGGUCCGCGAUAAGGCUAAUCCGACCCUUGCGUCGACUGAUCGACGGGACGAUACGGAUGAACAGAUCAAAUGGAGAAUACCGAAAACUGGUUCAUCUUCUAGUCCUGAUAUAAAUGCUGCAAUUAGCGGUUCUUCUUAUACCGACAUCUGGAACAUCUUCAUAAUCGCCACUAAAAUGCCACGCGGUGUUCAGAAUCAUGCACCACCCUCCCUACCCCAGUAUUAUCGCCGAAUAAUACCAGCACGGAUGGAGUUGAUCCAGGAUCGAAUUACGAUACCUGAUGGAAUGCAUGAAUGCCACCUCGACGCGCACAUUCGUUCCGCUUCGUCUCAGAUGAACGGGUACAUUUUAUUCUAUGCAUUUCAAUCUCGUAUAAUCAGAAGGACCUGCACGACAUCUGGUCGACUGACGCGCCUGAUCGCCGCAUAUUGGAAGCUUCUUACCCCCGCGGAACAACAACUUUGGAAGGCACUCUCGCCGACUGAAAGAAUACCAUCGAAGAUGUUCUCCUGUACGGUCGAUUCUACGACAUCUUCAAGAAGAAUUUCUAUACCUGCGGAGGCCGAGGAGACCUUGAUAUCAGGUAUGACUUCCUCUCCUCACGUCUCGAAGUUCAUGCCUCAUUUGACGUCAAGGGAAAUCAACAAAUCGCUCGCAUCCAUGACCCCUGGAAG
Messenger RNA from Acaulospora colombiana, 782 nucleotides. The record is from the annotation of a GenBank genome assembly. Lineage: Eukaryota; Fungi; Glomeromycota; Glomeromycetes; Diversisporales; Acaulosporaceae.